GUUAUGGAGGUGAAAAAUGUCCUCCAUGGAUGGAGCCUAGUUUGAGUGAAUCAUUUUCGCUCAACAAUUUGGUGGACUUGAAAAUCUUAAAAUGUAAAAAGUUGAAAAGCAUGCCAAUCAUGAUCGGGUUAUCAUCUCUUCAACAGCUUCUAAUUCAAAAUUGCCUUGAAUUAACCAGAAUCGGAGAUGGAGCAUUUGCCUUUCCGGCGUCUCUCAGACAACUAAGCAUUUGGUCAUGUCCAAGAUUGGAAACAAUUGGGGAAAGUAUUUCGACCCUCACAUGCCUAGAAGAGUUAAAUCUAAUUGAAUGUAAAGAUCUGAGGCCCAUUCCAAGUGUAAAUGGGCUUUCCUCUCUAAAGAAGUUAUGGAUUGAAGGAUGCAGUUCAGUGGUGAGUCUACCAAAUGGACUGUCCUCCCGCACUGCACUUAAAGUAUUGGCCAUGGUUAGCUGCCCUAAUCUGAUCUCCAUCUUCGAAGAUUUGAAGGAUUUGCAUUCUAUGGUUAGAUUAAAUAUUUUCGGCUGUGAAAAUUUGAGUAUUCCGGAGGAGAGCUUCAGCUGUCUUGUCUGCUUGGAGUAUUUGGGAAUUGGUGGUUUCUCAAAAGAGUUGGAGGAAUUCCCAUAUCUUAAUUCCAUCCACCACCUCCACGCCUCCCUUCAAAAGUUAUGGUUGAGUGGGUGGGAAAAACUAACGUAUCUACCACCUCAAAUUCAACACCUCCCUUCUCUAAGGAAAUUGAGUAUAUAUACUUUCAAUCAAGUGGAAGCUUUGCCAGAGUGGUUAGGAAGCUUCUCAUCUCUUCAAUCUCUGGAGAUUUGGCACUGUGCAAAAUUGAAAUAUCUGCCUUCUGCACAAGCCAUGCAACGCCUCUCCAAGUUGCAGAAUCUUCUAAUUGUUCACUGUCGAGAGCUAGAAGGAAGAUGUGAAAAGGAAACCGGCCUCGAAUGGUUCAAAAUUUCUCACGUUCCAAACAUCGAAAUACAUAAAGUGCGCAUCCAAUAACAAGGAGAUUGGGCCCUUUUCCUGAGCUUCUUGAAUAUUAAGGAUUUUGAUUAUAAGAAAGUUCUAUGAUGGGGAAGCUUUGACACAAUUGUUGGGGAACUUGUUCAUUAUUGGAAGACUAGAUUUCUAGUCAAAAUCUGUAAUAAUUGCCUUCUACUAGAGCCAUGCAAUGCCAAGAGGUACUAAUUGAUUGGAAGUUUCUUGCAUUCUAAUAUCCUAGUAGAAUGAGUGCAUCCAAUUCCAAGAAUAUUGAUCUUCUCAGUUAUAGAGUUAUCAUGUACUUUGGAUUUGAGCAUUGGAAGAACCUUAGGUAGCAUUUAAUACACACCAUGGGGAAGUAGCAGGGAAAGGGGAGGAAACUUUUUGACAAUGCAAAAUAUUAUUCAGCUUGCGUGAGAAUGAUCCAAUUAUCCAAACAUGGAUCUAUUGAUUUCACAUAUUUAGAGAUGAUUCCAGGUUAGCACUGUUUUAAAUUACCAGAACAUCAAAUCUAUUGCAUUCUUCAUUUGAUGGUGUUUUUAGUUAUCGUACUCUCUCUCAUCCUAUCUCCAUUUUAUCAAUUUUGCAAAACUUAGCCUUAAACUCAGUGUCACUCUACAAAUUGAAACAGAAGAAGGAAUUAUACCAUACAUGACUUUAAGGUUAGAUUCUUCAGAACUCAUCAUUUUCUCAAAAAUUAGCCAUCAACUAUCACUCCAUAAAUACUUGCUACUCAUGUCACUUUUCUUUAAUAUAUGUAUUUUUUUUUUAAUCAGUCAUGUCUGUUAUUUGGAUACUUUGAUAUGAAGUUAAUGAAGAAUAUUAAGUGUUUACAUUAGCUUUUGGAAUGUAGCAUUUGAUCAUUUACAUUGCAAAAUAUGUUCUUAUGAGACAAUUAAUACCAUUGAGCAUUAGGCAUGGAAACUUAAGUGGUAAUAGAUUAUAUUCUUUUCAUGAGGAAGUCACUUGACAAAGCAAAAAUGUAUCGUGUAUGCUUUAUAGAUCAUUUGAAAGUCUUAUUUAAGCAUUAUUGCUUUACAUUUGAGCAUAUAUAGUCUUUCCAAGUGAGUACUAUCAUACAUUUUAUUUGUUUGAGAAUUAAUUUUGUGUCCCGUAUGUGUUUAAUGUUCAGUAUCUCAUUCAUUAAGCCACAAGGUCCUUCAGAAGUAAGUUAAGGAGAAUAGCAAAUGCAAAGUAGCUUAUGGACUUGGAUGGAGAUCUGUUAGUGUACGACUCCAGCUGCAGUUGUGCAGAUGUCAGUUGUCCGUAGACAGUCCCUUACUUGAGUAUCACAGCCUUACUUCCAAUUAACAUAAACCGCAUUCUUUCAGACAGAUAGUUUAAGGAUGAGCAAUUUUAUGCUAGAGGUUCAAGAUCUUGUUCCGGAUGGCAGCAUCUUCAAUGGUAGGAGUGUCAACUUCUCUGAUACAUCAAGGAGCUAACUAGACCUGCUUUGCUGCACUUUGAUUAUGCUAUAGAGUUACGAAAUACGAUGGCUGCUACAUUUCAAUCAUCUACCAUUGUGAUCCUGAUGGCAGUAGAAUUAUAUGGGUUAUGAGUUUUGAUAUAAGAUUUGGAUUGGUGAACUUGGGGAGCUUCUAUAGGAGAUAUGGUAAAAAAAAAAAAAAUCUAGAUGUUUGUACUUUGAUAUUCGCAUAGUGAAGUAUUCUCCUAACUUUGUCUGUACAUUAAAUCUGUUUGUUUGAACUUCUUUGAUUAUCUCUUUCUCGUAUCUAGUGGUCAUGUCCUACCCCAUGUCAAAAACAGUAUCUCGCCCAAAUCUUAAGGAUCACCUUUUAUUGCCUUUUUUUCUUGUAUAAAUCAAGAAAUGAUUGAUAAGAAGAAAUUUGAGUUCUUCUUUAAAUUUAGUAUAGAUCUGCUGGUUUAUUAUUAUUAUUAUUAUUUUUGUUUCUUAAGUUUUUUCUGUGACUCACCUUUUGUAUUUCUUUGAAUUUCUUCAUUUGUUAUCUUACUCUGAUAUGGAUUUCUUGGAUUUGUUUCUUUUUCUUUUGUUCUUUUUGCUUCACCAUUCUUGGCUUGGGUAAUGGAUGUAGGAUUUUUUGUGUCAUUGAUCUUGGAUUUCUUGCUUAAGCCGCCAUUGAAAUUAGUAGAGAGGAGGUGACAUUACUCAAGAUUAUGGGAACAAAUUUGAUUUGGAAUU
Rubroshorea leprosula is the source of this 3141-nucleotide messenger RNA. NCBI's taxonomy places the organism in Eukaryota, Viridiplantae, Streptophyta, Magnoliopsida, Malvales, Dipterocarpaceae. The record is from the annotation of a GenBank genome assembly.